AUGCCCAACAUUCACCGCCCAAUACAUGCCAAAGAAAGAAAAAUACUUUUCAGCUCACUGGAAAGAAUUGAGGAUUUCUUGAGCAUCCGACUUGCUGUCUACGACUGGCUGUUACGGCCAACACCCUCGAAAUUGUCGGCCAGAAGCUUAUUGGCAAAGCGCAACGUCUCCACUCUCCAGGUGCUGCUCAAUGGAUUGGCGAGGGUGUCGAACGCCGAAGGUCAUUGCCUGUUGACGAGUGGCGAUGGCACAGUUGGCCACUGCGACAAGCGUUUUGGUGGAUGCAAACUCUUUCAUACUCCGUACAAGUAUAAUUACACCCACCCUAGCGCACUGCUUCCUAGGGAACCAGUCAUGCAUUAUUCCACAUGGGUUUUCGCGAGCAGACCCUUCCAACUGGCGAACGAGGGGGAUGCUGCGGAUCCCAUUUGUUCUGUAUUCCCUGUGACCAUCCAUCGUUCCUCGUCUCGAGGCGACUACAUCGACAGCACAUUCCUCUUCUUCCAACUGUCGACGUCGGACCCGUCACCCCAGCACAUCCCAACGAUAGGCCAUCUGUGGACUGAACCAGUGUCAGGGAAUCCCCCAGGCAAAGUCGAUCCGGCACGCAUAUCAGUUAACAACCACCUUUCCCGCCAAUUAACCCUCGGUCGUAGACGUGCGUCCGACGAAGCAUCGUCCAGCUGA
Molecule: messenger RNA, 687 nt
Organism: Coprinopsis cinerea okayama7#130
Lineage: Eukaryota; Fungi; Basidiomycota; Agaricomycetes; Agaricales; Psathyrellaceae
Exons: 4
Coding region: 1-687 (228 amino acids)
Source: RefSeq, a predicted model, not a curated record